Molecule: messenger RNA, 400 nt
Organism: Eruca vesicaria subsp. sativa (arugula)
Lineage: Eukaryota; Viridiplantae; Streptophyta; Magnoliopsida; Brassicales; Brassicaceae
Source: the annotation of a GenBank genome assembly
AUGAGAAACACAAAGAACUUGUUGGAGGAAUCUUACGUUUACUGGGAAGAGAUUCAAAACGGGACAUUCAAAUUCAACCGCAUAGAUGAAGAGGUGGCUGCACUAAGAGAGCUAAAGAAGGAAGAACUGAUAGGUUUAUGGAAGCCAGUGUUUGAAGGAAAUGGUGUCUGACAAAGACCAGGUCGCAUCACGCUUCACAGAGAUAGAAGACAUUGUGCUUUCAAGUGAACGAGGUUUUCUUUGACAGGUAUGUGCUUCGCAAACUGUUCAUAUCCUCAUUGGCGCUAAGGAUUUUUGUUCAGGUAAAAAAAAUUGGAAAGCUCCAUUUUGAAAUAAUAAUGUUUUAUCAAGCUUUCUUGACAACAUUUCUCUCAGUGAUCUAGCAUCUAUGAGAUUCUAG